Messenger RNA from Neoarius graeffei (lesser salmon catfish), 2296 nucleotides. RefSeq names its product transmembrane protein 106Bb (gene tmem106bb). Bases 413 to 1216 code for a protein of 267 amino acids. The transcript has 8 exons. Lineage: Eukaryota; Metazoa; Chordata; Actinopteri; Siluriformes; Ariidae. The record is from RefSeq and is a predicted model, not a curated record.
UCGGUAUAUUGCACAAGAGCCAUUUUAACAGUGUGUAACUAGCAGUUUGCUGUAAAGUACUGAUGCUGAUAGUCAGUGCACAUAGUAUACGUUCAGAGGGUUUCUGUGGAUGUAGAGGUGAUCUGGACAGUAUUGUUGAUUUAUUGUGAGGAGUGACUGGUGCUGUGCUUGGUGAGGUGCCGGUUGUACAGCCUUUCAGCAGUAGGGAGGAAGGAGCUGCUGUAUCUCUCCUUAACACACCGCAGAUGGAGGAGCCGGUCACUGAAGGAGCUGCCCAGUGCUGCUACUGUCUCCUGCAGUGGAUGGGAGGUGUUCACCAUUAAGGAUAAUAACUUGGCCAACAUCCUCCUCUCCCCCACUACGUCCACUGAGAUCUGAGUGAAAGCUUGGCUCCAGAAGGCAGGGUGUGAUCAUGGGGAAGGCACUGUCCCAUCUGUCCAAACAAACAUGCUAUGAAGAGUGCCACACCAUCCUGACCUCCGGCCCUGAGGACAACCGCAUGCCAAGUGAGGAUGUCAAGGGCGGUGGCGAUGUCUCUCAGUUCCCGUAUGUGGAGUUCACUGGCAGGGACAGUGUCACCUGUCCAACGUGCCAAGGCACUGGGAGAAUCCCACGAGGUCAGGAAAACCAGCUGGUGGCAUUGAUUCCAUACAGCGACCAGAGGCUGAGGCCAAGGAGAACAAAGUUAUAUGUGUCGGCCUCGGUCAUCGUCUGCCUGUUGCUCUCAGGCUUGGCAGUGUUUUUCCUCUUCCCACGUUCUAUCGAUGUGACCUAUGUGGGGGUGAAGUCUGUUUAUGUCACCUACGACCAGGCCAAGCACACAGUGUAUCUCAAUAUUACUAAUACACUGAAUAUUACUAACAACAACUACUAUUCGGUGGAGGUGGCCAACAUCACAGUUCAGGUGCAGUUCUCCAAGACUGUGAUUGGAAAAAAACGUGUGAGCAAUAUUACCACCAUCGGCCCACUCGACAUGAAGCAGAUUGAUUACAUGGUGCCUACCACUUUAGCUGAUGAAAUGAGUUACAUGUAUGACUACUGUACCCUGCAGGUUAUCAAAGUGCACAAUAUUGUGGUCAUGAUGCAGGUUACAGUCACCAUAGUUUAUUUCGGCCAUGCUGAACAGGUCUCUCAGGAGAUGUACCAGUAUGUGGACUGUGGGGGAAACACGACAUCACUUCAUGAGUACAAUCUAAGAACUCCUACCUCAGACUAAUGCUCAAGCUGAGGAUACACUGUGUUUAUCUAUUUUCCCUGCAUUCACCGUGUCCGUUCUAUUUAGUCAGAUUGGUUGAUUCCGUUACAUGCGUUUGCUAAAUAACCAGGGUGUUUCGAAAACAUGAAUUGAUGCACUUUAUUCUCCCAGGACCUCUGAAUUCUUUAACGUACUCGCAGUAGUGCAAAUAAGACAACUGAACCACUCAACUGUAUAUAUUUUAAGAAGUCUGACACACACUUUAGUUGCAGGCUACACUAAAACUUGAAAAUACCGCUUAAUGUCUAAUUCUGUUAAAAUAUGCACUUUGAAUACUUCUCUGCUUUAAUAUAGAUUAACGUUAAUGGCUGAUGGAGCAUACUGAGGCUAAUAGAUUAUGCAUGUUUUUGAGAUCUGUUUAAGAGUAUAUGCAGCAUAGUUAUUUGCUAAGUAAAGUUAUUUAUCAGAUGUUUGGUUUAAAUCCUGGCACUCACAGACCCUCAUCUGCUGCAUCUCAGCCUGCAGUGGAUAUUAUUGUUCUCUAGGUGGUGAAGGUUUUGCACUUUUAGUCUCACUCUUCAGCUUGCUAAUACAGUUCCUUUUAUUUCUCUGUUUUUGAGCUGUCAAAGAUGGAAAGAAAUCAUCUUGAAACAAAUACUUGUUUCAACACAGCUUAUGAAAGAGGAAGUUUGUCUGGGAAAAGAGCAAAGUAAUUACACCAUCAGCGUCUGAAUUUAUGCUCAUACGUUCCAAAGCAAAAAUGCAUAAGCAUUAAUGUAUACUGACUGAAGUAUCCAAUAUAACCUUUAGAAAGCUAUUUCUAAACCUAAUAAGCUUGUGUUGACGAACAUCAACAUUUGUUGAUGAAUUGUCAUUUUUAAGCAUUGUACAUGAAAUGUGGAUAACAGAACACUUUUAAAACUUUUAAGCAAUUUGUAUAAAACCUUCAAGUACAAACAUUAUUAACCAAAACUAAAUAACAGAAUAAUAAGCUGAUAGUGUGUUGUGUAUCAGACACAUGUUAAGGUUUAUUAACCCAUGUGUUACUUUGCGUUACAUUAAAGGAACAGUCCACCGUUCUUCCAUAAUGAAAUAUGCUCU